This is a messenger RNA of Ipomoea triloba (trilobed morning glory), 2425 nucleotides long. Its product is annotated as L-type lectin-domain containing receptor kinase IX.1-like. NCBI's taxonomy places the organism in Eukaryota, Viridiplantae, Streptophyta, Magnoliopsida, Solanales, Convolvulaceae. Gene Ontology annotation, biological process: protein phosphorylation. The record is from RefSeq and is a predicted model, not a curated record. Bases 1 to 2241 code for a protein of 746 amino acids. Gene Ontology annotation, cellular component: plasma membrane. Gene Ontology annotation, molecular function: carbohydrate binding; protein kinase activity; ATP binding. The transcript has a single exon.
AUGGCGGCCGCCGCAGCUGCUGCUGUCUUGUGCAGAUUCUUGAAUGUGAGGGCUUUUGUAUUCCUUCUCCUAAUCUCCUUUGUGCAUUCACUAUCAUUUGAUCUGCAACCCAUAGUUCCUGCCGAUACAAAUUUGCGCAUCAAAGUCGAAGGAGAUGCAUCUAUCACAACCCAGGGACUCCAACUCACACCAUAUGAUCGCAAAGACGUGCUGAAUUACAACGCCGCCGGUAGAGCCAGGUACAAUAAUGGUUCCUUGCACCUAUGGGACAAGGCUACUAGAGAAUUGGCUGAUUUUACCACCCAUUUCACUUUCAACAUCGACUCAGACGGCAAUGCUAGCUUUGCUGAUGGACUGGCCUUUUUCCUUGCGGAUUUUAAGGCCACAUUCAACAAAACUGCCACGCUUGGUGGCGGCCUUGGCCUUAUGGAUACCACUCUAGUAAAAAGCCCAGAGCCUUUCAUUGCUGUGGUGUUCGAUACCUUCUCAAACGAGGAUAAUGCCCCUGAGACAAGUGUAAGUAUCAACCUCGGAUCUUGGAACCAAUCUGCCAAUAGCACAAGGUGGCUCAAUGACGUUGAAAGGGGGAAGGACAAUAAUGCUUCCAUUACAUACACUGCUAGUUCCAAGAUGCUCCAGGUUGUUUUCACUGGAUUUUCUGAUGGUUACCGCUACACAGACAGCCUUAGCUAUGAGGUUGAUCUGAGAGAUUACUUGCCCGAAUUCGUUAGCAUUGGCUUCUCAGCUGCAACAGGAUAUUUCUUUGAGAAAAACACUGUAAGCUCGUGGCGGUUCAAUUCCACUCCACUCACCUCGGACACUACUGUUUCUCCUCCGCCAGCUCCAAGUCCUUCUAAGGGAACACACUCAUCACAUCCACCUCCCACUAUCCAAAACCAGGGAAAGAAUAACCAGAGGAAAGGAAUAGAGAUAGCAGGGUUGAGUAUUGCUACUCUCGUUUUACUUCUUCUGCUGCCUUUAGCCAUCUAUAUCUGUUUCAAGAAGAGAUGGGCAGCAAAAGGAGAUAAUCAGAUUACUCUUGGUCGCCCAAUGAAUGAUGAUAAUACUCAGAUUAUUAUCGAUGGGGCAAUGGACAAUACUCAGGUUGCUCUAGGUCGGGCUAUGGACGGUGAAUUUCAGAAGGUAGGCAGUGGAGCUAAAAAGUUCUCAUACAGUGAAUUAGCAACUGCAACUAACAAUUUCUCAGAGGAGCAGAAGCUUGGAGAAGGAGGAUUUGGUGGCGUUUAUUCAGGUUUCUUAAGUGAUUUAAAGUUGAAUGUGGCUGUGAAGAGAGUAUCUAAACAGUCUAAACAGGGAGUCGAGGAAUACGCAACAGAAGUAAAGAUCAUCAGUCGAUUGAGACACAGAAAUUUGGUACCACUUCAUGGUUGGUGUCAUGACAAAGGAGAGCUGUUGCUUGUUUAUGAAUACAUGCCAGGAGGCAGCUUAGACUCCCAUCUCUUCAAGAGAAACUCACCCUUGAGUUGGAGGCUGAGGUAUAAAAUUGCACAAGGCUUAGCCUCAGCAUUGUCCUAUCUGCACGAAGAGUGGGAGAAAUGUGUAUUGCAUAGGGAUAUUAAGUCUAGUAAUGUCUUGUUGGAUUCAAGUUUGAAUGCUAGACUGGGCGAUUUUGGGUUGGCCUGGCUCGUUGACCAUGAAAACGCAGCCGAAAAAACUUAUUUGGGAGGGACAGUAGGGUAUGUAGCCCCAGAAUGCCACUUCACAUUCAAAACCAGCAAAGAAUCAGAUGUCUACAGUUUUGGAAUCGUUAUAUUAGAAAUUGCAUGUGGACGAAGAUCAAUUUUUCCCAAUGAACCAGAAGGUGUGAAAAGCCUGGUGGAUUGGGUUUGGGAUUUGUAUGGAAUGGGAAAGCUACUUGAGGCUGCAGACUCUAAGCUGUGCGAAAACUUUGAUGAGCAAGAAAUGGAGCGGCUAAUAGUUAUAGGGUUGUGGUGUGCUCACCCCGACAAUAACUCUCGCCCGAGCAUAACCCAAGUUGUGCAUUGCCUAAAAUUCCAAUUCCAAUUGCCCAUCCUUCCACCAAAGAUGCCGAAGCCAGUUUACUCAACUUGUACAAGUGCGGUCUCGUUGUUUUCAGCUUCAUGUUCCUCUGGAACCGAACCAUUUGACAGACAGGAGUUUGAGUACCAUACCAAUUCCAGCCGCGACAACACACGUUUAACCUCGUCUUCAGUGUCUGGAGGCUCUUCAACAUCUGCCUCACUUCCACAGAUAUUCUGAAGCUACCAAAUUUCCUGUCUUCUACCAUACUCGGUUAAAACCUUUGCAUUUUCUGUAAUGGAUUUCUGUAUGUUUGUUUGCUUUGAAUUCAUAUGUGCUUAGCUUGUUUAAUGUCUUAGAUGAACAUUGAUAUCUCUGUACCUAUUUUGUAAUUUGCUGUUAAUUGUUAUUGUAGUUUUGUGAU